GUAUGGACAAAUCUACUCUUGUUCAUACCCAAAUUAAAAAAAUUAUUAUUCACUUCUUAUCCUCCCCAAUCCCGAUCAUAUCCAAUGAAUAAUUAACUUUGUACUGUAUAUAUACACAUUUUCAAUUUAAUAAUUUUACCCAUACCCUUUCCAUUUGAAAUGGGUAUGGAGAAUGGAUACACAUUGGCAGGCCUAAUGUAGCCCUUGAUAUCCUGGUGAAGCCGUGAAGGUGAACUAGCGACAGCCCGCCAAACAAGGACUAACCAUGUGGCACAACUUGCUUGCCGGCACGCCAAACAAGGACUAACCGUGUGCGAAAUAUCAGGGGUGCUGCGCGCCAAAAUCUUGCCUUGUUUGCACAGCGAAACGGCUCAACUGCACAGACGCUCGUGCCAAACCUCCCCUUCCGCAACGCGUCUUGUUUGCCUGUCGUGGUAUGCGACCCUUGAAGCACUUCUAUAUUAGACGCAUCAUCGUAGUAGGAAGAACAGAACAAGAAGCCGUCGACAAAGAAGAAAUUCGAGCUCCAACGACGACACUGUUUCAGUUAGCCUUAUCCCAAGGCCUUCUCUUCAGCUCUUUUUUGAGUCCACCUGGUAUAAUCCUUGCAAGAUGGUCGGACCGAUCGUGCUCGCGGCGUCCGCCGGCCUCGGCAUGCUCGCCGGCCUCGCGACGGCGGACAGGUGCUCCUCCUCCUCCGGCGGCGCGCGGGGGCUGAGCUGCGUGGCGUGCGGCGGCACGGGGAAGGUGGCCUGCCUCUGCGCCCGGUGGUCGGACGGCGACGACGUCGGGUGCCGGCCGUGCGCAGGGACCGGACGCACGCCGAGCCGGAGGUGCCGCGGCCCCGGCCGCACCGGGCGGCGGCACGAGCCCGUGCGGGUGGUCGUGCGCGCGCAGAGGCCCCUGGAGGCUGUUACAAAAGCCAGGAAAUGACGAGUUCCUCGCGCUAAAAUCGUAGCGAUGUUGUAGCAACUAGGCUACUAGCUUAGCAAGCUUCCAUAUGCUUCAGCAUCCCAUCAGCGUCGUUUCGUUGUACAUUAUGUGUUGCAGGGCUAGUUCUCUCGGAACAUACGAGGAUCUUGAGGUUGCACUUAUUCUUCUGAUAUAUCUUAUUAAUCUAUUACAUCAUUUAGAAUUUGCUUUCCA
Molecule: messenger RNA, 1146 nt
Organism: Setaria italica (foxtail millet)
Lineage: Eukaryota; Viridiplantae; Streptophyta; Magnoliopsida; Poales; Poaceae
Exons: 1
Coding region: 613-933 (106 amino acids)
Source: RefSeq, a predicted model, not a curated record